UGUCUCCUUGUCUAUUUGUUCAAGGGUGUUCAAGGUGAAGUGUUGUUUGCCGUUCUUCCAACUUAUUCUUAAGAUUCUUAUACUACCUAAAUGAUGAGGCAAAUAUGUAAUUCUUUUGCAGGCCAAGGGAAUUGGCCUGGAUAGUGGGAAUUCGAAAGGCGCGAACAUUGUCACUUCUCAUAAUCAACUGUUUCAUGUACUGUAACAACUUAGUUUGAAUUCUUUGGAACAACAUACUUAUACUAGUACCUAUCAAAAACUUUGGGAGGCUAGCAUUAAAAUACUUUCUUGAAAGAUCCAAUGCUUCAUGAAAAUAAAUGAAGGUAUCCGAGCCAUGAUGAUCCUGGAAGAUGAUAAGAGUGUACAAGCUACACGCUGCGCUCAUAAAAAACGGGCAACACAAUAACCCACUCUCUCUCUGCUCCUUCUUCCUUACCUGCGCAAACUCCCUCGACACCGCACGCUAUGCCGCAUCUCUCUUGCUCCGUUUUCCCAUCCCACCCGACCCAUUUUCCUACAACACAAUCAUCAAACAAGUCGCACCCCAUUCUCCCACCCUCGCCCUUUCCCUAUUUUCCCAUAUGCACCGUAACUCAGUCCCUUUCGACCACUUCACUUUCCCACUCAUCCUCAAACACCACCACCCCCAUCACCUUCACUCUCUCAUUCUCAAGCUCGGUUUCGACUCCAACAUCUUCGUUCAGAACGCGCUUAUUAAUGCUUAUGGUUCUUGUGGGUUACUCCAUUUUGCAGUCAAACUGUUCGACGAAAUGCUUCAGAGAGAUUUAGUUUCUUGGUCUACUUUAAUCGCUUGUUUCGUUAAUAACAACCUUCCCGUUGAAGCCGUUUCUCUUUUCCAACAAAUGCAGCUUGAUCACCCUGACAUUGUGAGUUCCAUUGAUGGGGUUAUCAUGCUGAGUGUUUUAUCUGCGGUUUCGAGCUUAGGUGUGCUUGAAUUAGGUGUCUGGGUUCAUUCUUUUAUUUCAAGGAUAGGGCUUUUCGUUACUGUUCCAUUGGGUACUGCUCUUAUUAAUAUGUAUUCUAGAUGUGGGUCCAUUGAUCGUUCUGUUAAGGUGUUUGAUGAAAUGCCUCAUAGAAAUGUGGUUACCUGGACUGCAUUGAUUAAUGGGCUUGCUGUUCAUGGACGGAGUAGGGAAGCUUUGAAAGUGUUUGAUGACAUGAAGGAGUCUGGUUUGAAGCCUGAUCGGGCUUCAUUUAUAGGUGUGUUGGUGGCUUGUAGUCAUGGUGGUCUUGUGGAGGAUGGUUGGCGGGUUUUUGAAAGCAUGACGAAUGAGUUUGGAUUUGAACCGAUGCUUGAGCAUUAUGGUUGUAUGGUUGACCUUCUUGGUCGUGCAGGGCUUCUUGUUGAAGCUUUUGAGUUUGUGGAGAAAAUGCCUGUGAAACCAAACUCUGUUAUUUGGAGGACUUUGCUUGGGGCGUGUGUGAAUCAUAAUCAUCUUUUGUUGGCUGAAAAGGCCAGGGAAAGAGUCAAAGAGCUUGACCCACAUCAUGAUGGUGAUUAUGUGCUUUUAUCAAAUGCAUAUGGUGGAGUUGGUAACUGGGGUGGUAAGGCUGGCUUGAGAAAUUCUAUGAGGCAAAAUAGAAUUGUCAAGGAGCCUGGCCUUAGUUUUAUCCAUAUUGAUCAAGUGGUUCAUGAGUUUGUCUCUGGUGAUCAUUCUCAUCCACAAUGGGAGGAGAUUACAAAUUUUUUAGUUUCAAUUAUAGAUACUUUAAAACUUGGAGGUUACAUCCCUAAUACUUCGUCUGUGUUACAUGAUAUUCAAGAGGAAGAGAAAGAGCAUUGUGUGGGUUAUCAUAGUGAGAAAUUGGCAGUGGCUUUUGUGCUUCUUUAUCAUAGGGAUAGAAGGACCAUUAGGGUCAUUAAGAAUCUUAGGAUUUGUAAUGACUGUCAUGACUUCAUGAAGCAUGUUUCGGGUAUCUUUGACAGAGAUAUUAUUAUUAGAGAUCGAAAUCGAUUUCAUCACUUUAGCGAGGGAUCGUGUUCUUGUCAAGAUUUUUGGUAGUUCAAGUAUAAAAAUCUAUGUCAACAUUCAUUUGGCAGCAUCAAUGAAGGUCCUCGAGGUGGAAGUGGGCAUGGAGUAGAAAUUGGGAUCAUUAAUUCUAACUGUUAUGUUAAGAAACUUCUUUGUCAGAUUUAUAACUGUAUUAAGGCUGCUGACAGUAAAUGAGUUUAUAAUGUUAUUCUGAAAUUCGAAAUGGUAAUAUUGACUGAUUGUUUUGAGUAUGGUAAAAUUUAUAAAGUAUAACAGCAACAUAUUUAUUAGUUGUA
This is a messenger RNA of Lathyrus oleraceus (garden pea), 2290 nucleotides long. RefSeq names its product pentatricopeptide repeat-containing protein At4g21065. Bases 351 to 2024 code for a protein of 557 amino acids. The record is from RefSeq and is a predicted model, not a curated record. The transcript has a single exon. Gene Ontology annotation, biological process: RNA modification. Gene Ontology annotation, molecular function: RNA binding; protein binding; zinc ion binding. Lineage: Eukaryota; Viridiplantae; Streptophyta; Magnoliopsida; Fabales; Fabaceae.